This is a messenger RNA of Austrofundulus limnaeus, 1358 nucleotides long. It is a transcript of the gene dhrsx, whose product is annotated as dehydrogenase/reductase (SDR family) X-linked. The record is from RefSeq and is a predicted model, not a curated record. The transcript is spliced from 7 exons. NCBI's taxonomy places the organism in Eukaryota, Metazoa, Chordata, Actinopteri, Cyprinodontiformes, Rivulidae. The coding region runs from base 63 to 1040 and encodes 325 amino acids.
ACAGACUCAAAGGUCCGGGCUCAUGGACUCUCAGCUCGGCGCGUCAGACUCGCAGCGGAACGAUGUGGCUGCUGGAUGUGUUCCUGCCGUUUGUCAGGCUGUAUCUGUGCGGCUUYAAAGUCCUUGUUUACCAGAUGUUUAACCGCUCCUUCACGCUGCCAGUCUUACCCAAACAAUGUGGAAGGUUUGCCAUAGUGACCGGUGGGACCAGAGGGAUGGGUUUCGAGACAGCAAAACACCUGGCGAGUCUUGGCAUGCAUGUUAUAAUAGCUGGGAACGAAAGAGAAGAAGGCUCUGCUGCCGUCAGGAGGAUAAACAAAGAAUGCAGCGAAGGAAAAGCUGAGUUUGUCUUUGUGGACCUGACAUCACUGACAUCAGUUAGACGGUUUGUCCAGGCGUUCAGAGACAGAGGUCUGCCUCUCCAUGUUCUGAUUAACAAUGCUGGAACGAUGCUGGUUUCUGAGAGAAGAACAGAGGAUGGUUUCGAGCUCCACUUUUGCCUGAACUACCUCGGUCACUUCUUGUUGACCAACCUGCUGCUGGACGUGCUGAAGAAGUCAGGACGGCAGAGCUGCUGCUCCAGGAUCGUCAACAUGUCCUCUGCCACACAUUACGCAGGAGAGAUAGACAUGGAGGACUUAAACAGGAGGAGACGCUACAGUUCCCACGCUGCUUACGCCCAAAGCAAACUUGCUCUCGUCCUCUUUACCUACUACCUUCAAGAGCAGCUGGUGGCCGGAGGAUUUCCUGUGACGGUCAACGCUGUGGAUCCUGGGAUGGUGGACACGGCGCUGUACGAUAACCUCUGGAGCCUGGCAAAGAUGCUCAAGAAACCUGUGGCCAAGGUCUUCUUCAGGACUCCAGCAGAGGGGGCUUCUGUCUCUGUCUACGCUGCAGUGGCUGCUGAGAUGGAGGGGGUGGGGGGCUGUUACUUGUACAACGGAGAGAAGACGCAGUCCUCAGACGUCUCCUACGACUCCCAGCUGCAGGUGAAGCUGUGGAAGAAGAGCUGCGAGCUGGUGGGCCUUCAGGAGCCCUGAUGGACCUCCAAAACCUGGUCCAUCAUCAGGGACCAUCGAGGACAAGACUGAGCCCCGCCUCCCUUCAUUCAGAGGACUCCUUAAAGAAACACAACACCUGCUGCCUUUAAUGUGUCAGACUCAGAUCAUACUGAGAAAUGUGUCGACUCAGCUGUUUAUAACUUGAAAGUAACUUUAUGCAGAAUUUCACAUCAUUAUGUGAUUUAUUAGAGCUCAGAAUGAGUCAUGUCAAAUGCAAGCUUGGUUUUGAGCUCAAUAUCUGUCAAACUGACUGAACUGUAGCCGUUUAUGUGCUGGAAAAAUGAUUAAAAUCCAGGG